Messenger RNA from Xyrauchen texanus (razorback sucker), 7274 nucleotides. RefSeq names its product calcium uniporter protein, mitochondrial-like. NCBI's taxonomy places the organism in Eukaryota, Metazoa, Chordata, Actinopteri, Cypriniformes, Catostomidae. Gene Ontology annotation, biological process: mitochondrial calcium ion homeostasis; calcium import into the mitochondrion. Bases 136 to 1272 code for a protein of 378 amino acids. Gene Ontology annotation, molecular function: uniporter activity; calcium channel activity. The record is from RefSeq and is a predicted model, not a curated record. Gene Ontology annotation, cellular component: uniplex complex; mitochondrial inner membrane. The transcript is spliced from 9 exons.
GUGUGUGUGUGUGUGUGUGUGUGUAACAUUAGCCCAGCCCAACAGCCCGUCCUACUUCCCCUCCCUUUCCUCCAACAGUGUCAGUCGGUUCGCCCGCAGCGCUUGCGUUUCUCUCGGCAGGGUUUUACUUCAGAGAUGGCUGCGAAAGUGUGUAGAUCGGUCCUCCUCCUGUCCCGGAGCAGUGGAGCCUUAGCCUCUUCUACCUUUCCCGCUUUCGGGCUGUCCUCACAUCGACAUCAUCAGAGCACAAGAACGGAGGCGCUAUCCAUUCCCCUCGGAAGUCACCAGAUUAUCAGGAGAGCACACGGCCUGAGAACAGGUGCCAGUUCUGCUCUCUUCAGCCACCCCAGUGCCACUUUGCCAGCCCAGGGCUGGAAGUGCUCCCCCUCAUGGCAGGGUCAAAGACUACUAUGUUCACCUGCUGCUACAGAAGAUGUCACAGUGCUGUAUCAGAACGGCUUGCCAGUGAUCUCUGUAUGUCUGCCGUCCCGACGAGAACGCUGCCAGUUUACCCUCAAACCCUUGAGUGACACGGUGGGUGUUUUCCUUCAACAACUGCAGGCAGAAGACAGAGGCAUCGACAGAGUCGCCAUCUACUCUACAGAUGGAGCAAGGAUAUCGUCCUCUACGGGGGUGGAUAUUUUACUUUUGGACAACUUUAAACUAGUCAUUAAUGAUACAACACAUCUGGUGGAGCCGCCCAGGAGAGAUUUACUGCCACAUGAGGAAGCAGAGCGACUGAACGAUGUCAAGUUCUUGGUGCAACAGCUCUACACCACACUGCACAUAGAGGAGCAUCAGCUCAGCAAAGAGAGAGAGCUGACUGGACGACUGGAGGACCUCAACUCUCAGCUCCGCCCACUAGAGAAGGUGAAAGAUGAGCUGUGUAAGAAAGCCGAACGCAGAACUACUUGGGUGCUGUGGGGUGGGAUGGCUUACAUGGCCACGCAGUUUGGCAUUCUGGCUCGUCUGACCUGGUGGGAGUACUCAUGGGAUAUUAUGGAGCCCGUCACUUAUUUCAUCACCUAUGGCACAGCCAUGGCCAUGUAUGCUUACUUUGUGCUAACACGUCAGGAAUAUAUUUACCCAGAUGCCAGGGACAGACAGUACCUGCUGUUCUUUCAUAAGGGGGCAAAGAGAACACGCUUUGACAUUGAGAAGUACAACAAACUGAAGGUUGCGAUUGCUGAGGCUGAGGUGGAUCUAAAGCGUCUUCGAGACCCCCUGCAGAUGAACCUCCCCCUCCAACAAAUCGAUGCCAGCAAGGACUGAUGAGAACAUGAACCCUUCCUCCUCGCACCCAAAUUUCAUUCUUACUGUCAUGCCAUUCUUUCUGGUUUUGUUUUCUCUCUAUUUUUAGCUUUUCCGCUAUCCACAGCAAUCUUCUGAGAUUUAUUAGCGUUAUUUGUUUCCUUGUCUUUUAUUUGAAGCUAAUCUGGCACAUCUAUGCAGAGGAGAAGGGAAUACAAUUAAACAAAAGAAAUAAAAUGACAUCCUCGAACGGAUGGUGAUGAGUUGCUUGCUGAUCAAAGCGCUUUGAUAACGCUACUACUGAACCACAGAGAAAAAGCCGCAAUUUACAGGAAGUCCCUGCUUUCAGGUGGGAAGUUGGGACAUUGGGUUGAACAGUUUUUUCCACAUUGGAGUACUGCUCUUCCUAACUCUGACAUUUUGCCGAAGAGAUGUUGGGAUGUUGCUCUUUUCCUCUUUGGAGAAGAUGUGUUUACCAUCGAACCAGUCCUCUUGUGGCUAUAACGCUGCAUCGACGCCUGUACCUGUUCCUAAAAGCCUAAGCUAAACCCCCUUGACUCACCCAAAUUUCUUUCUUGCUUCCUGUACGGACCUGUUAAAAGCUGAAGACAAAUCUAACAGCUAAAAUAUCACUGUGUUCUAUUAUUCCAAAACGAAAUUGAGAUUUUGGCACUUUUUAUUUUAAAAGCCGUAGUAUGUUUAUUAUUAUGAUGGAAAAACAAAUGAGAAGACACUUUUUUCUUCUUCUCAUUUUUAGAGGAUUUUCUCUUUUUUUUCUCAUGUUAUGCCAUCCGGCAUCACAUAUCUGCAAAUGCCCUGUAUUUUCUUAAAAAAUAGAGCCGAUAUGAGAAUUACCUGUGAGCACGUGUAAGAGAAUUAGCAGUAACACUUCGCAUUAUCCUUUCCUUUGUUUAUGGUUUAUAAAAAGGUUAAUUAUUGAUGAAUAAUUCAUUAUAUUACAAAUACAUUAUAAAUAUUUUAUAUGCAGUUAUAACAUGAUUAAAAAAGGGGACUUUAGUGCAAUACUUGCCAAAUAGUGAGUGUUUUAUCUUGCAUGUUAUAAAUGCUUUAUACAUAUAUUAUUAUAGUGAGAUGCGGCUACAGCACGCUUUGUGUUUAUAUUCAAGUCUUAUCACUUGUGAUGUCAAUUUCCUGUCACAUUGAUGUCAAAAGAAUGGUGACACUCCGAGUGCCGUCCCAACUUACCUAAAGUCCUCUGCAUUCUUCAUAUGUGUCCACUUUACAUUAAUGUACAUUUUCAGUGUUGUUAAGCAUUUAUAACAAGUUAGGUAAAAUGGCUCACUAUUUGGCAGGUAUUCAAUUAAAGUGACCCUUUUUUUGUAUGUUGUUAUAACCACAUAUCAGUGAUUUAUAAUGCAUUUGUAAAUGGCUUAUUAAUCAUUAAUAAGCCCCUUUCUAAACCCAUUACAAAUAAGACUUCUAAUGUUUUUUAGAACCUCACUUUUUGAUUUAGAAGUAACAUGAGGUCUGUGGUUAACAGUACUUGAAGAGGUAUUCUGCAAAAUAAAUGAUACACAUUCAUGCUUCAAAUGUGAAUUUUGCAAUUGCUUUAAAAGCGUUCGUUGAUCACAAGUAUGUCCAAUUCGUGAAACAUGCAAACUCGCAUGCUUUUGGUAGUUGCAGUCCUUAUUAUGCAUCUUUUGUUAAAAAUAAUAAGAAAAAAAAAUGGUUUGAGGUGUGACUGUGUGCAAUUUAUGAUGUAAAUCCAAACGUGAAAGUAAUGUUAACCAUAGGCAUUAUUUUACUCAUAAAUACAAAACAGAUAUGAUAAAAACCCAUUGGAAAUUCCCAAGGGAUUCCAGAGGUGAAUGACCUUUUCGAGUUGACUUUUGACAAAUUGAGAUCUUGGCUGGACAGCUCUAUUCCCAUUAUAAAAUGAAGCUCAAAUUGUCCAUCCCUAACACUGUGUGCAUUUCAUACUGAUUUUAUUACAUUAUAGGUAUGAGGAAACGCACUUGGAUGCUUUGCAGAUGUGCAAAGAUUUGUUUUGACUGGUUUUCAUUGGUUCUUUUCAAAGGUUUUGCCCUUAUUUUCUCUUUAAAUCUUCUGUCAAACAACAUGAAAUGUUAUUUUCACACAGUGCCUCACAGCAUCCGCUGCAGUGUGCUUGUUAGGGUUCUGAUAUUCUUCUGAACAAACACAUGUUAAUUAAAUACAAUCCAAGAAACUGACCCAAUCGAACCAUCUUAAAGGGAAAGUCCACCCAAAAAUGAAAUUCCUCUCGGCGGAUAUUGAAUAACAUGAGGAUGGAUGAAUAAACAAAGACAGAAUUUCAAUUUCUGGGUGAAGGAUCUCUUUAAGGCAGGUCACUGUGUAAAAUGUGAUUAAUUUUCUUUAGCACAUUUUGGACACAAUCAAGUUCUCGUAACUCAUGUGGCGUUUUUAAGCUACAUAUAUCUGCCUCAAUAUGCCAAGAGUCUUCUAGUACAUGCUGAGAACGUGUAAUAUAUUAGAUCCUAGAAUUAGCGUGUGUUUUGCACACUUUGUGGCAUGCUAUAGAGAGAGAUCGUCUCAUCCGAUGUCUAAAUGUGGUAUCUUUAGCAGACAGGCCUUAGCAGUGGUUUGGCCGAUCUUCAGCAUCUUUUCCAUGGGUUAGGUGCAAUGAUUAUUCGCCCAGUUAUCACGGCGAUCCAUGAUCAUCAAAUAUCUUUUUGGGAUAUGAGAAGCUCUCAUAAUGCGUUUCCCUUCAAGUGUUUUGUGUUAACAUAAAUGGCUCCUUCUUUAUCAGUGUGUUUGAAUUAGUCGCUUGUUCUCGGAGCAAACUGAUCAUAUGAAGACAUUUGAAGGAAAAGUGAUGUUUCACUGGACCAUUAUCCAGACCCAUGAUCAUUUGGUCUCUUAUGGGAUUGACUCGUCCUCCUCUAUACUACAUACUUGGAGAAAUACCUCUAUGGUACUGUAGUUGACGUCCAUCCGUUAUGAUUUUGCCUAUUUGCUCUUCUUAAAUAAUUUUAAAGCCAUAUUCAUGUUUUGUCAGUGUCUGUAUAGCCACAUAAGUGUCUGCAAUCCCCAUAGCGGCAUGUAUUUGAGUGUCUGUUCUUACUGUAUGUUUACUAUAACAGGGUGAGCCUACAGCUCUGAAGGAAAUAUGUCAUUAUUUAUCCACUCAUGUCUUUUACAACCUGUAUGCGAUUUUAAAACAAAAUUCGAAAUUUUGAAGAAUCUUAAUGCUGCUCUUUCCCAUAUAACGACUGCUGUCAAGCUCCAAAAACGCACCAUACAAGUAGUAUAUAUGACUUAUGCACUAUUCAAGUCUUCUGAACUCAUGCAACAGUGUUGUGUGAACUGAAAUUGGAGUCACUAUUACCGGAAAAUCUCUAGCAAGUUUGAUUAUGCACAACCGCAAAUGAAAUUUGAGAGCAGAGGGGAAGAUGAUCAGUGAAUAACUGCUUACAUUUCAGUCUGUUCCUCACACAAAGCUCUCAUAUGGUUUCAGAAGACUUUGAAUAUAGUGUGCGAGUUGUUUUGACUGCUUUUAUGAUACGUUGAUGGAGCUUUUUGGCCUUUUUUGGAGCUUAACAUAUAAAUCACUUUCAUAUUUUUGUCUUGUUUUCCAGUAAAAAUAUCAAAACAUCAGAUCAUUUUUUCUUGUUUUUAGAGAAAUUGACUCAUUUUAGAUAAGUAAAAAUGUUGUAACAUUAGUACAAAUAAAUAAAUACAUUUAGUUUUAAUAAAAUGCAUCAUAUUUAAAGGUGCAGUAUGUAAGAUUCAGAAACCCUUGUUAUUAAUGACACCUGUGGCCGUUAGGUGAACUGCAGACAGCUUCCUGUUGCUUGUGCACACACUCCAUAGGGACGUGAGCGAGCAUCCAAAACAAUGAUGUAACAUACAAAGAGACUGAACGUGAUUCACUGACAGAUGAGGUAGCACAAUUAAAAUGACACAGUUAUGAUUGUUUUAAUACUAACAUAAACGUCACAUCCUUUGGAUUUUCCCGGCAAAAGCGAUUCGCUCACUUCACAUGAAAAUCAGUCUACAGGCUUUAAUAAGGCAACCUAGGAAGUCUGGGAAGGGCUAAUUUUUUAAGUUGCAUUACAAAAAUGCAAAUAUUACAUGAAAAUUUUACAUAUUGCAUCUUUAAUAAAAAAAAAAAAAAAGUAGUAACAUUCUUAUUACAAGAAAAGACUAUUUGCCAUUGAGGUAUCCCAACUAAAUGUUAUUCGAUUCCUCUGCUAACAGGAUUUAUAAUAUGUUAUUUUAAUUCUGGUUCUCAAGUUCUUUAGAUAUUUUACUUAAAAAUAAGACAAAAAAAAAAAAACUAUAUUUUUGCAUUAGUUGUAUGGAAAAGAUCAGCAUGAACAUUCGUUUCCAUUUCACAGAAAAUAAUACAUGGUUGGAUCAACAUGAGGGUGAGUAAAUGAUGACCACAUUUUUAUCAUAAUUACUAUUUUUUAAAUCAAAUAAUAAAAAAAAACGAAUGAUUCCUUUAAAAAGAACUUUGGAAGGGAAAGCACAAUCCAUUCAUCGUAAACCUCUAAACUGUGGCUUUUGGAUUUUGCAUGUCUGGCUGAAUGUUUGAGAGUGGAAGUUGUUGUUGUUGGUUGUUGUUGAGGAGAGUUCAGGUCAAAGGGCAUUACCAAGAGUGAACAACUGAUUUAAACUCAUUUAACACAGCCGUAUCCGACCCAGCAGGUUUGAAAUGAAAUGCUUCUCUCUUCUAUCAAAAGUUGUGUUUGAACAGUGUUUGUUGGACCACAUGAGUGGAGUUCACAUGUGUUUUAUACAUGGACAGAGCUGGUGAUUUUGCCAAGAGGAACAAUUCCUGGAACAGCAUAUUUUUCAAACCAACCCUAACAUUAACUACACCUAUAAUGCCAGAGGGAAAAUACUAGUUGAUACAGAAAUGGUUACUCCUACUUUGCAAAAUCACAGUCACCAGACACGGCUAUCUGUAACAAUGUGACAUUAUGAAUUCAUGCAUUUAUAUCCGUUAACUCUUUAAUGCAAACAUCUUGUUUUAUGUUGACAAAGUAUAGACGUUCAUGAAUGAUAUAUUCAUGCAUAAUCUUCAUCCAAAGCAAUCCAGAUCAACUUGAGCAUACUGUAAAUCCAUCCAACUGCCUCACAUAUGUGAUCAACAAUUAUAAAUUCAUCCCAAACACACUCUUAAAAUGUUAGUGCAGGGCAAUGCAGUCCAAAAAACAUGCCCAUCAAACCGACCGCCCUUGACCUAAAUCGAAAGUUCUUGGGCCUGAUCAUUAUUAUUAAUGAUAAGUUUAACUUCUUCUUGUAGUUUAUUUUGAAGGGUUUCUUUUUGUUUCAGGGAUUUUUAUAAUAGCAUAUCAAAUGUAUGGAACUUAUUCUAAAGCGGGUGUUGCAUGAAUGUAUGUUUACAUAGGGAAAUUAUAUAAAAAUGAAUUUAAAAAAAGAAAAAAGAUUAUUAUGAAUUUUUAGUCCCUCUAACCCUCUAUGGCCUCAUCUACUGCAGUGGCCCUGAAUGAUAAAGGAUCUCAACUCUUUCAGUCUCUACUGCUGCUCGACCGCUGCAGUGCUGCCUUUAUUCUGAACUAAGAACAGAGAGCAUGGAAUGGACAUGAGCCCAUUAUUUCUCCACCUCUGAGGCCACUUGCUUCACCCAUGUUUCUUUCUUUAGUCCGUCUCUAUACUCCCACACCGAUUACAUUUGAAAAUAUGUGUUUUAUUUUAAAGACCUCUCAUGUGCACUUAGAAUGAAAAUUAUAUUUCGGGGAAAAAGGAAAUGUGUGUCAGAAUGAAAAACAUUUUUGCUUUAUUCAUAUGCUUUAUUUGUUCAUUGUUUUUUCAAUGGCAUUGGAUGCUGUAAUGUUAGAAGACUUUAAAAAUGAAAAUGUAAAAUCCUGUAUCAUUUAUGAAACGUGUAUAAAAAUGUAAUUCAAUUAUCAAUAAAUACAUAUCCAAUUUUGGAACCAGUCGUCAUUUUAUUUUUAGCCAUCUUGGAAAUGCAAAAUAAAUGAGAGAUAACAUGGAGUAUUUGUACUUUUAUAAAUUCAUUUGUCACACCGCAGGAAUAUUUAAUUGAGCUG